This is a messenger RNA of Condylostylus longicornis, 1731 nucleotides long. RefSeq names its product growth factor receptor-bound protein 2 (gene drk). The record is from RefSeq and is a predicted model, not a curated record. NCBI's taxonomy places the organism in Eukaryota, Metazoa, Arthropoda, Insecta, Diptera, Dolichopodidae. Gene Ontology annotation, molecular function: protein binding. The transcript has 5 exons. The coding region runs from base 631 to 1266 and encodes 211 amino acids.
AUCUCUCGGUAUACGUGUUUGUGCGUUGUGUUUAGUCGGAUAAAAUUAAUUUCCUAUUAUAAUUAAAAAUUUUUUUUUUUAUUUUAGUGCUUAAGAGUACAUAAAAUUAAGUUAAAAUUAAAAUAAUUUAAUAAAUGCUUAAAGCAAAAUUCAUUUCAUUUUAAGUGCUUUAAAAAAUUAUAAAAUAUAAGGAAUAGGAGAAGAAAAAAAGCAAAUUUAUAACCAUACAAGCAUAAAAUUAAAAAAAAAAAAAGAAGAGAAAAAUUUUUUUUUGAGAAAAGCAAAAAAAAAAAAAACGAAUCCACCAUCAAUAAAAAAAAAAAAAUAAAAAACAAAAAAAAAGUCUGCCGCUCCCGCUGUGGAAUUAUUCGAGAAUAAUUUUUUUUUUGUUUUUCGUUCUUUUUUAAAUGAAAAAUAAUUUUUUUAAAUUAAAAAAAUUAUUGAAAAUAAAUUUUUAUCAUUAAAGAAGUGUAAAAUUAAAAUAUAAAUAAAAUUUGGAAAAAAAAGGAGAAAAAAGAGAAUUAAAAAAAAAGAGUGCUUGAAUUUUUUUUUUUUUUUUUGUAUUUGAUUAAGAAAAAAUAAAAUUUUUCAAUAUAACAGAAGAAUUCUAUUCAUUCAGAAAAUAAAAUCAUGGAAGCUGUAGCUAAGCAUGAUUUCACAGCAACCGCUGAUGAUGAAUUAAGUUUCCGUAAAGCAAAUGUUUUGAAAAUAUUAAAUAUGGAAGAUGAUAUGAAUUGGUAUCGUGCUGAAUUUGAAGGCAAAGAAGGUUUAAUUCCUAGUAAUUAUAUAGAAAUGAAAAAUCACGAUUGGUACUAUGGUAGAAUUACACGUGCUGAUGCUGAAAAGCUAUUAUCAAAUAAACAUGAUGGCGCAUUUUUAAUAAGAAUUAGUGAAUCUAGCCCAGGAGAUUUUUCACUAUCAGUCAAAUGUCCUGAUGGUGUACAGCAUUUUAAAGUUUUACGUGACGCACAAGGUAAAUUUUUCCUUUGGGUUGUUAAAUUCAAUUCAUUAAAUGAAUUAGUUGAUUAUCAUCGAACAGCUAGUGUAUCUAGAUCACAAGAUGUCAAAUUAAGAGAUAUGGUGCCAGAAGAGGUAUUGGUGCAAGCCUUAUAUGAUUUUGUGCCACAAGAAACUGGUGAAUUAGAAUUUCGAAGAGGUGAUGUUAUUACCGUUACAGAUCGAUCUGAUGAACAUUGGUGGAAUGGUGAAAUCGGUAAUCGUCGAGGUCUAUUCCCAGCAACAUAUGUAACGCCAUACCAUUCAUAAUAAAUAGAUAUUAAAAAUAUACAAUAUAUAUAAUAUACAUAUAUAAAGUAUAUAUAUAUAUAUAUAUAUAUAUAUAUAUAUAUAUAUAUAUGCAUAAAUAUUUUUAAAAUUAAUUUUGUGUUUUUCUCUUUUUUAAAUAUUUUAAGAAAAUAAGAAAGAAAAAUAAAGAUUUUUUUUUUUCCAACAAAAAAGAAAAUUAAAAUAAUAAAAAAUAACAGAAAAAUUAAACUAAAACAAAAAAAAAAGGUAACAAAUAUUAUAAAAAAUAAGAAAAAGAUUAAAAAAAUUCAAGGAAAAUCAGAUGAAAAAAAAAAAUGUUUUAUAAAAAUUUAAGGAAACAAAAUGAAUAAAAUGAAAAUAAACAGAAAAUGAUAAGGUUAUUCUUAAUUCUUUGAUAAAAAAAUAAGAAAAUUUUUUUUUUAAUUUUAUUUUAAAUAUUUUUUUUUGUUUUUGUUUAAACGUUCA